AUGUCAUUGAAAUACUUAGACACCGCCAGAAAGAUCCUUUGUAUUGGUCGUAAUUAUGCUGCCCACAUCAAGGAAUUAAACAAUGCCACCCCGCAACAGCCAUUUUUCUUUUUAAAACCAUCUUCAUCAGUAUUAAAGCCCGACUCUGGCCCAUUCUUGGUUCCCAAGGGAGUUAUUGUUCAUCAUGAAGUGGAAUUGGCAUUUACGUUAAACAAAGACUUGAAAAACUUGCCAUCUACUUUUUCUCCUGAAGAAGCUAUUGACAGCAUUGAAGGGUAUGCCUUGACUAUUGAUAUGACAGCAAGAAACGUUCAGGAUGAAGCCAAAAAGAAAGGAUUGCCUUGGUCAAUUGGUAAAGGGUUCGACACCUUUUUGCCAGUGUCUAAAUUCAUCGCCAAGGAAAAAAUCCCAGACCCAUACAAAGUUGAGUUGGUGUUGAAAAUUAACGGUGAAGUCAAACAACAAGAUAAAACCGACUUGAUGUUGUUCCCCAUUCAUAAAAUUUUGAGCCACAUGUCAGCAAUUAUGACAUUGGAAAAGGGAGACUUAAUUUUGACUGGGACCCCAAAAGGUGUUGGUCAAGUUAAGCCGGGCGAUAAGGUUGAAGCUCAAUUGUUGGUUAACGGUAAAGUCAUUGAAGAGAUUAAAUUCGACGCCGAAGAAAAACCAGGUCCUUACGAAUAUAAACAGAUAUAG
Candida albicans SC5314 is the source of this 696-nucleotide messenger RNA. RefSeq lists its product as uncharacterized. The transcript has a single exon. NCBI's taxonomy places the organism in Eukaryota, Fungi, Ascomycota, Pichiomycetes, Serinales, Debaryomycetaceae. Gene Ontology annotation, cellular component: mitochondrion. Gene Ontology annotation, molecular function: acetylpyruvate hydrolase activity. The record is from RefSeq and is a predicted model, not a curated record. Bases 1 to 696 code for a protein of 231 amino acids.